Molecule: messenger RNA, 4755 nt
Organism: Symbiodinium necroappetens
Lineage: Eukaryota; Dinophyceae; Suessiales; Symbiodiniaceae
Source: the annotation of a GenBank genome assembly
AUGCCCCCGCCGGGCGUGCAGUUGCCCAGGACAAAAAGCUCGACGGCGAAUAGCCCGUGUUCGAGGCAGCCUCACCUCGAUGCCUUGGCGCGGUGGGCACGAGCCGGGCGAUGGGGUCAGGUGGCCAACGUGCUGGCACGCAUGGAGCAGGCUGGAAUUGAGCCCGCGGUGGCAAGCAUCAACAUCGUUGUGUCUGCUGCAGCAUCUGCCAUGCACUGGUUGAGGGCCCUUCAGGCCGCAACAGAGGGGCGAGAUGCUGGUAUCCCUGGCGAUGCUGUCGGUCAGACAUCGGUGCUACACCUGUGCAAACAGCUGCGACGCUGGCAGCUUGCAGUGCACCAUCUGCAAAGUCUGCCGCUGCAGGGAGUGCAAUGCAACGCCAUCCACGUCCAUGUGGUGCUCAGCAGCAUGCCACAGGAAGAUUGGCCCAAGACAGUCGCCCUAUUCCGAGAGCUGUCCUUGCAGGCUGUGACCUUGGAUGCAGUCGCUCGGAGACCGCUACUGCGUUCGCAGUGGCAGCAUGCACUGGCUGAGUUCGCGUGGAGAUGUCACGGUGACCUCGCAUCAGCGUCAUCGUUCACUGCCGCCUGCUCAGCAGCAGGAGUAUGGACACAGGCGCUGGUUGUGUGUCAACGAUUCUGGGGCUACGCUGACCGCAUUUGCUUCAACUCGGCUGCUUCCGCCUUUGAGCGUGCUGGACCAUGGCAAUUCGCUGUUCGGCUGUUUGCUGCUCCCACCAAGAACGAGGAACCUGAUGAAACUGGACUGGCCUCAGCGCAGAUCGCCGUGAGCAGCGGAGGUGCAUGGCGCGCGAGGCUGCUGCUGCUCGAAAAUGCCAAGCAUCAGGAGAUUCUGCGAGCCAUAGUUAUGGGUCAUUGCGAAGCCUCGUUUUCUGCCAUUUUUGUCGCCAUGGCCAAGAGCUUGCAGCCGCGCCGUUUGUCUUGCGCUGGCCUUCUAGGCCUUCUGCUCCUCUCUGCCGUCGUUGUCGUGCCAGUUGGUUUCAGUGGCUGGUCCUCCUCUGGGCACUCGAGGCCUGUCGAGUCUGCGAAGAGCAGGACUGGUACGGCAGAUUGGUUUGCUUCUCUCUACCGGCCGGCCGGGCCAUCUUCCCAGUUCAACGUGGAGAGUUCCACGCUGAUCUCUCUGGCAACAUCCAUGCUUGUUGCUAUGACCCUUUGCUUUUUGAGGCCUGGGUUGGCCGUGGCUGCAGAUAACCUUGCGGCUGUGGCCCCCUGUUUGCUGAGCAAGUGCCAGCUUCCUUUGGCGAAGUGCAUCUUGAACCCGAGCUGCGCCGCCGACCUGACUUGCGUCAUCGCCUGUUCGGGGCGCCCGGACGAGUCCAGCUGUCAGAUAAACUGCGGCAACAACUUCGAAAACGACGUGGUCGUGCAAUUCAAUGCCUGCGCUCUGAGUGCCAAGAAAUGCGUCCCGCAGCGUCCGGACAAAGGCCCUGUUCCGGGAGACUUCAACUGGGAUCCGGUGAAAGGCCGAUAUCCGGAACCGCCGGCUGAGUCGGUGUCGGAGGAUUUCGAAGUCGCCAAGAUGACAGGACGAUGGUACAUUACCGCCGGCUUGAACCCUCUCUUUGACACCUUCGACUGUCAAGUUCACUUCUUCGAAGGAAUGGCACCGAAGGAAAACACGCCCGGUCGACUUGUCGGAAAAAUUAAUUGGCGCAUUAACGAGGUGGACGGCGAGUUCAUCUCCCGAUCGACUGUCCAGAGCUUUGUGCAAGCAAAGCCGGGCAAGUUGGAGAAUCAUGGAAACGAGUACUUGCACUACCAGGAUGAUUGGUACGUCUUGGACCACGGCGACGAGGACGACCCCGAGCUUGGUUUUGUCCUCAUCUACUACAGGGGGCAGAACGAUGCAUGGGCAGGUUAUGGCGGUGGUACGCUCUACACGCGCGCAAAGACGGUGCCGCCGCAGAUCAUGGAGAGGGUCAGGGAAGCAACGGCAAAGGCAAAAGUACCCUAUGACAAGUUCUGGAAGGCCACAGACAACUCUUGUCCUGUUGAGGGUGACCCAGCCAAACUUCGCACGAAGUACGCUGAACGGCUCAUUGAGCAGGCAGAGCUGCGAGCGGAAGAGCAGCUGACACGCCUUGCUCGGAAAACAAUCUCGAAGGUGGACAUGGAAGAGAAGGAGAUUGCACAGGCCGCCCAGCGACUUGAGAAGAUGACGGAGAAAUUCGUUCGCGAAGAGCUGCGGGUUACGGAGAAAGCGAUCGAGGAUGAAGAGCUUGCGUUGGAGGCACCUUUGCGAAAGCUCAAGCAAUUCUUCACCCCCAAACCUCCGCCGCGUUUGAACAAGCCAAAGGCGAUAACUUCGCUGGAGAGGUGCAGAUUUUCAGCCGACAGAGUAGAGACUCUGAAGCAGUCGAGCCAGCCUUUUUAUUUCAAUCUGGCGGCCCUGAGACCGCAUCUGAUGCUCUCUACUUUCGACCCCGGCACGCUGCGAUCAACGCCCAGCCUUUGGUUGCAAGUGCUAGAGUUUCGUGCAGGCCAUGCUGAAGAGUUCGCGGCCAGCGCAGAGGGCCUGCAGGAGGCCUCUCGCUGGAUCGAGGCUUGCGAUCUUUUGAUCCGCCUUGCCGCCAGCAGAGCCGACCAAGCGAAUAGCUGGAGAGUGGCCAUGCGCAGACUGACCGUUGUCAUGUCCGCGCAGACCCAAACCUGGCAACGGUCCCUGGCUGCUUUGACAGCUGCCCAACGCUCGGGCCUGCGGCCUGCUACGAUUCACCACGAUGGGGGAGCGAGCGCUCUCGAGAAAGGGCUCCAAUGGGAAGGAGCCUGCAAGCUGUUGGGGCUGAUGCCUUCCAGAAGGAUGAGCCCUCGAGCCCAAGGCUGCAACGCUGGAGUCGCUGCGUGUGCCAAGGGCGAGCAGUGGCCAAUGUCGCUGCGCUGGAUUCUCUGCAUGUCCAAGGACACUCUGACCCCCGAUGAGAUGAGCCUUGGGUCCUUCAUCUGUGCGGCUGAUGCCCAUGCAUGGCGGCAAGUGCUGGGGCUCUUGCUGUGUCUUGAUCCAAUGAAUUCGCUGUGGUCUCCGACCUUUUUCCCAUGGGCUUUGGCCAAGCUGGGCUGCCGGACCCCACACGCUGCAGAGGCGCUUGCCCGGGCAGCACAGUGGCCUCUGAGUGCAGCAGAGGUCACAUCGUCUGCCUGGGCUGCAGCCAACCUCGGAAUCUUUGGUCCGGGUAUUACUCACCAACUGGAGAAGCAAGUGAUGCAAUGCCACAAGAAUUGCACUCUCGAGGAGCUGCGAGUCGUUACUGCGGCGGGAGCUGCACUGAACCUCGGUCACAGACUUUUCCGAGCAAUAGCCGAAGAGGCUGAGCGACGAAUGCUAUCGAUGCAAGUCGGAUGCGCGGCCGACAAGGAUUGGCAGGACCUCCUGGGCAUCGUGAGGGCCCUGCACUCCAUCGACCUCCUCCCAGAGCGCCUGCACCGACUGACCAAGGCAUGCUUCUGCACAGAGAAAGUGGACGCAGCAUCCUUUUCGCAAGGGCCGGACCCUGUCGUGCUGGAGAAACCGGCUGGCUGGGAGGUUUAUGGUGGGCAUGGACAACUUCAGCUGCGAGACAAGCUCAUCAGAAGCGCUGGCAACUACCCCAUCUUCCACGAUGCCACUCGCGACUUUGGUUUCAUACACCGCCUGGACGUGCCAAGUUCCGGCUUGAUUCUGGCAGCGAAGACCUAUCGCACACAUAGCUAUCUCCAGCUGCAGCUGCACACAGGAGUGCUGCUGCGUGAGUACUUCGUCGUGAGCCAUGGAUGGCUACCACCGGCACGGCGUGCGAUCUCUGCUGCGCUGGACGAUGAUGCCGAAACGACCCGUGCAGGUGUCGGCAAAGCCGCACUGACGAAGUUAAAGGUUCAGGUGCAAUGCCACCUUGAAGGUGAAGCUUUCACUGCUGUAGCUGUGCAGCUUGGUACUGGUCGGAAACACCAAAUCAGGAGCCAUCUGGCCCAUGUAGGCCAUCCAGUGGUGCGUGAUGGCCGCUACAGCAGUUCUGCGAGUUUCCGCGGAGAUGGAAGGCUUUGCAACAGCAACUUCUUGCAUCGGCAGCGGCUGGCCUUCUUCGAUUCGAGUGGCAAGUGGCAUGACGCCAAGGCACCAUUGCCAUCCCUGCUGGCCACAGCUCUGGAAUCGCUACGCGAGCGGCGGGCAACUUCAACUGGUCUCUUGCAGCAAUGCACCGGCGAUGUGCAGAGUUGGGACGUGGCUACCAAAGGGGACCGCCGUGUUGUCUACGCUCGACUGAUGGCUAUCCGAGCUCUUGCGCCGCUGGCAGCAAGUGGCAACAAGCGAGCCAUCGACUCGGUAGUUGCUGGCCUCAAGGACCAGCAUACCUCAGUGCGAGAAGGGGCUAUGGAGGAGCUUGCAAAGAUCGCCAGCAACGGAGACAGUGUUAAUGGCAGGGAGCUUUCCGCACGCCUCAGUGCAGUGAAGGCUCUGGCUGCCGAGACUCCAGAUUCUGCUGCCGCGGCCGUCCUAGGCACUUGCCUUGAGGAUUGGCAUGCCGCCGUUCAGAAAGCCGCAGCAUGUGGCCUUGAAAAGUUUGUGGGCAAGGCAGGCUCCGAUCCGGCAGCCUCCAAAGCAAUCGAGGCGUUCAGCGCCCGUGCUCUGCGGGGCGACCGAUCUGGGCUGACGGCCCUGAUGACCGCGCUUGAGCGGGAUGAUGCUUCGCCCACGUGGCGCCAAGCGUCCGGGUUGUGCUCCAAACGGAUUCUGCUCAACCUGCCGAAUUUGCAGUGA